Molecule: messenger RNA, 3939 nt
Organism: Diachasma alloeum
Lineage: Eukaryota; Metazoa; Arthropoda; Insecta; Hymenoptera; Braconidae
Gene: Ttd14
Product: TRPL translocation defect protein 14
Exons: 8
Coding region: 297-1739 (480 amino acids)
Biological process (GO): photoreceptor cell maintenance
Molecular function (GO): phosphatidylinositol binding; GTP binding; phosphatidic acid binding
Source: RefSeq, a predicted model, not a curated record
CUUCCCUCUCGUCUCCAUGACAAGAACCACUGAAAACUGAAAAAAAUAUCAGAUGAAUUCGUCGUGUGAUACGUCGUGUGCCACAGAAAUGGGCCAAGUGCUCAUGUAGUAAUUGUUGACCAUUGGACAUCACUUCCUCGAGGUUGUGCAGCUCCUGGUGACGACUUUUUUCAAAAUUAUUUAUCAAUUUUAACUCAACGUCAACGGGAAAUCGGAUUUUUCCGAUUGGUUUUUCCGCGUUUUGUCGAGGUAUUUCUGGGCACUCGCUGCACGCCGUAGACGCAAUUGUCAGAGAAAUGGAGCAGAAGAGGGUGUACAAGGUCGUACUUACUGGAGGUCCUUGUGGGGGAAAAACCACGGGUCAGACUCGCCUCUGCACAUUUUUCGAGAACAUGGGAUGGAAGGUGUUCCGUGUCCCCGAGACAGCGACUGUGCUGCUCAGUGGUGGAAUCAAGUUCUCAGAUCUCACAGCAGACGAGGCUUUCAAGUUCCAGGAGAAUCUCCUCAAGACGAUGAUCCAGAUCGAGAACACAUUCUUCCAGCUGGGUGAAUCGUGCAGUAGAAAUUGCCUCAUAAUAUGUGACCGAGGAGCAAUGGACGCCUCGGCCUUCAUCACCAAGGACAAAUGGGACCUGAUGACCUCCUCCAAUGGUUGGAAUAACGUUGAACUUCGUGACAACCGCUACAACCAGAUCAUUCACAUGGUGUCGGCUGCCAAUGGAGCCGAGGAAUUUUACUCCACCGAAGAUCACGCCUGCAGAUCCGAGGGAAUGGAACUCGCUCGAGAACUCGAUUACAAAGCAGCCGCCGCCUGGGUCGGACAUCCCUACUUCGAUGUCAUCGAUAAUUCCCAGGACUUUGAGUCGAAGAUCUGUCGAAUGAUCGAGUGUAUCUGUCAGAAAUUGGGCAUUGACACCGGUGAUCGAUUGAGAGCCAGUUCUCGUAAGGUCAAGUUCCUGGUGAAAGGACCGCUGCCAGCUGACAGCGAAUUUCCACCAUUUCAGGACUUCGAUGUCGUCCACAACUAUCUCCAGAGCAAGACUCCCAAAUUACAAGCCAGAUUACGCAAGCGCGGGCAGAAAGGUCAUUGGUCCUAUAUUCACACACUAAGGAGACCAAAAAUGUGUGGACAAGUUGUUGAAGUGAAGACCCAGCUGACGCACAGAGAUUAUUUGAACAUGCUUGCGCAACGCGACGACUCACACUUCACGAUAUUCAAACGACGUCGAUGUUUUCUCAUCAAUAAUCAGUAUUUUCAGCUGGAUAUCUACAGGGAGCCCGGACACCCAAGGUGUAGGGGAUUGAUGCUCUUAGAGACUUACACAGCCCUAGCUGGUGAGGAAUUAAAAAACAUUCUCCCGAGUUUUUUAUCAAUCGAGAAAGAUGUCACUGGCAAUCCAGACUACAGUAUGUUCAAUCUCAGUCUCAGGGAGGAGUGGAAUACCACUGGCAGCAAGUACUCCUAUUUACACAGCGCAACGAACGGUGCACUGAGGGUAGAUUUUACAAACAACCAAUGUGACACCAAGGAUGACAACAAAUUACACCAGAUUAAUGGGGUUAAUGAGUUGAAUGGAGAUAAUGGAGUGAAUGGUGAUAAAAAUGGUUAUGAUAGGCAGAAUGGUGUUGAGAAUGGGUUUAACGGGGUUAAACACAAUGGUGUUUGUGGGAAGAAGAAAAUUGAUGAGAGUGUCAAUGGUGAUUGUAAAAAUGCGCUCAAUAAUCGAUUGAAGAUAUGAGGGGGAAAUGCCAGAUCUCAGGAGAGUUUUUAAGGAUUGGGGGAGGGAGAUUUAGCGGUUGAGGAGUGGUAAAACUGGGCGGUGAUUUUUUUAAAUAUUUUUGAUGAUUUUAAUGGUGGGAAGAUGUUUAUUAGGGGUCUCGAAAUUAAUUUGGUAAUUUGAUGUUGAUUUUUUAAAGUGAUUUAAAUUUUUUUUUUGAGGAUUUUGAAGGCUUUAUGGAGUUUGUUUUCUGACGUCGAUUGACUCGACGAAAAAAGUGUCAGUCGUUUUGAAGAUAAUCGCGAUUAACAAAAUAUGAAAAUAAAUUCUUACGUUUUACCACUUCACAACAGACUUACCCAUUAAAUUCAUGAUCAAAUUGUCUCAUUACAUUAAUUAAAAAUUCAAUGUUAAUAAAAUACGUAGUUAUUUAAAUUUUAGGGAUGAUGACUAGAAGUAGAAUCACGUAGAGUUUUCUUUUGACGGUUAAAAUCAAUGUAAAGAAGAAUUUAUUUUUCAGUUCAUUAUCAUUUUGAGAGAAAACAAAAUCAUUGGUAAAAUUGUACUUAAUGCUGAAGUAUUUUCUUCUACCCUUGAAUCACAGGUAAUUAAGUGAUUUCAGAGUCUACCGGAAGUAUUUGACAAGGGGGAGUAUCCAUUUUACUGAGAAUUACUGAGAAAAAUCUAAAUGUGAUAAAAAAAAACAACAACAACAACAAAAAUAACAAAAAAUUCUGAAUUUAACGUUUAAAAGAGAAAUAAGUGGAUUCAUCAAGAUAUUUAUUAUGAGAUCAUGUCAUUCACAUCUGAGAUUGCGAGAAUAUCCAUCAAUCAUGUAUCUGAUGACUCAUGAUUGAUCAACUGAUCACCUGAUCUUUGCAUUACUCAAUUGAAUUCUGAAAUAUUAUGGAAAAUGUUGGGGAUUUCUCUCAUGUAAAUCGUGUAUUCGUGAAAUGGGGAAUAAUAAGGAAGAAUUGAGAUAGUUAUAUUAAUUGGCACUGUCGUAUGGCAAAAGAUUAUUUAAGAUUCAUGUAAAAUCGAUGAAAAAUGAUUAAAGAGAGACAAUGGUUGAUUUUUAGCUCGCUACGACUGAUCCUGAGGUGGCAGAAUGGUCCUGGCCCUCCAGAAUACGUUCAAAUGCAUGAAAAAUAUAUUCCAAUUAACGGUGGAAGGUAAAAUAAUCGUUAAGAGCAAUAAUGAGUAAUUAAUCAUUAAUCAAGAGCAAAUGACGACAUUUGGAAAAUCAGUUGAAUUUAAUGUGUUUAUUAUUCUUUCAUUAUCUCGUUAAUGACGGGAUCGAGAAGAAAAUGUGAUAAGAACAUUUUUGUGGGGAAUUUAAUUUUCUACAAAAAUGUCUGAUAACAGUUUUCUCUAAAACAAUCCAUUAGUGAGAUAAUCAGCAGUUGAUAAGAUCAGAUAAACGAUUUCCUGAAUUUUCGUCCUGAAAAGUCAUUGUCCACUCAACUAAUUUUUCUAAUUUUUAUAAAUAUCGUACGACAGUGACAAUAAACAGUUCAAUACUAUCAAUAAUUGAUCGCAAAUACGAAUUCAUCGCUAUGAAAUUAUUUUUGCUACUGAAUUCUCAUUUAUAAAGAAAAAAAAAUUGACAAAAAAAUGAAAAAAAAAAAUUCUGGAUGAAUUCUCACGGAUGCACGAUCCAAUUGUUCGAUUUCUCCCACCCCACCUGUAACAAUUAUUUAUUAUAGAUAAUAACGGGAGCCGAGGGUUUUAGGUGUGAAAAAAACAUGAAAAAUUGGGUAAAAAUUAUCAGUAGUCAUUGGUAGUACUUAAUUAAUGGACAUGUACCUAAAGAAUUUAAAAAAGAUGAAAAAUCUCGAAUCUCCUUUAAUUAAUUAAUAAUUUAAUCGACAAGUUUGUCUAGUUGCUGAGCAAGGAGAUAAACUGAAAAAACAAAAUCUGGAGUUAAUUUCACUCUUAAUAGUGUAAAUGAUUUUCCACGAAUAAUUUACCGAAUUAUCUCUGAUAAAACGUUUGAAAACCUCUGGAAAAAAUCGAGAUGAAGUGCCUGCGAGAAUAUUCGAAUGCAUAAACAAUAUUAAAAAAUAAUAAAUAAACAGUUUCAGAUAUAUUUUCAAUGAUGAAUGCUAUAAGAAUGAUAAUGUCACUUGCAAUUAUUUAAUGAAAAAAUGAAAGAUGAUGAUUUCGUCUCUAUUCGACGUUGUACCUAAGAUUUUAAGAAUAAAAUAUCCUUCGUCUGCCA